This is a messenger RNA of Oncorhynchus gorbuscha (pink salmon), 786 nucleotides long. RefSeq lists its product as uncharacterized. Lineage: Eukaryota; Metazoa; Chordata; Actinopteri; Salmoniformes; Salmonidae. The record is from RefSeq and is a predicted model, not a curated record.
CCCCAGGUGUGCAGGAUGAUGUGUGUUUGUGGUUGUUCAACUGCCCUGCAGCAGGUUUUGAGUGUUUGUCCAGACCAGGUCACAUGGCUGUCUGUUCCUCGGUCUGUCACACUGACUACUGUCACAACCAGGGCAUCUGUACCCACCACCCUCACCAACCACCCCUCUGCCAGUGUUCUCUCUCUCUCCAGGUGCCCUGUGGGGGAUCAUUUCUGGUUCAUGGGUCGUCGUUGUGACGUGAGGAUGACGCAGCAGCGGCUGGUGGGGGCGUGCCUUGGUGUGCUGGUUGCCAUAGUUACACUGAUUGGCGCCGGGGCCUGGCUGGCGGUGCGACGAUACAGAGCCAUGUUGAUAAAGACUAAAGUAGACCAGACACGCAGCAGCUACCGUAGGUUCAACCACUUUGACGAGCUGUCAGGUCGUUUCUGGGGGCGGUCCGUUGGUGGAUCAGCUGACUCGUUGGAUAACCCCGUCUUCACCCGCUCCGACGAGUUGCUACACCGGAGGGCGCUCGACCGCACCUGCUGUUACCACGACGAUACGCUGUCCCUGGCCUCCACCUGCCCUAGCAAUGGAACACACCUCAACACCGUCUACCCACACAAUUCCCAGUAUGGCUGGGCGGUCAGCGAGGUCAGCCUGGCGGAGUGUGUGUUGGAUUCUGGGAAAGCCAGUGACCUGUCAGUGUGCAGCUGGCCCAUAGAACCCAUACAGUGGACACCCUUCCCCCUGCUACAGCAACUAUCCUCUACACACAGAACCACCCCGGGACCUAUUAGGAGGGAG